Molecule: messenger RNA, 5359 nt
Organism: Dermacentor albipictus
Lineage: Eukaryota; Metazoa; Arthropoda; Arachnida; Ixodida; Ixodidae
Source: RefSeq, a predicted model, not a curated record
UUGCACGCACUGUGGAGAAAUCAUGGUAGGGGCAUAGAAUAAAGAACAUUCUUGUAGGGGUGUAGCGGGAGGUUCAAAAUGCGACCUGGCUCGAGCAACAGCUCGUGUGUCUACAGUGUUUAGCGCGCGAAAAUUUCCCAAUCAAUCACCAGCAUGUUUGUCUCUAAUUCCUGUUGUGUUUUUGAGGACGCUGGAUUAUGGCUAGGCAUUUCAUACCACAUUUGCUGCGCACCGUAGUUGCGUGUUUGCCGCCGAAUCGACAUCGGCAGCAAACGCCCGUCCCGUCAUCUGGGAAAGCGUCUCCGAACUGUUUCGCCGCAGGCCUGUGCACUGUGCACGCUUGUUUGUUUAUGUCUUGACUGUGCGGUUAUAAGUCGCUGUACGCUGGUUUUCGGUAUGGUGAGCGGCAAACUGAGAUCAAAAAAGCUGUUCCUCGCAGUGAACGAGACGUGAAAGUCAAAACGAACGCGAAGCAAAUUUACAAGGGCUAGGCAGCGGAAUCUCUUCUCAACCGCGGUAAGACGCGUAACCAUUAGCUUAACCGCCGUUCAGGCUUUCCAUGUGACAAGGGUAUGACUCAACGAAAGAUGCUGCCAGGAGCGCUACUUUCGGUAUUUACGAUCAACGCCGUCGCUCACGCCGGCGACUUGCCGGCUCACCGCAGUUCAUCUAUAAGUGGCCUGUGCGAAGUGGCCGAUCUUGAAUUCGACGUCGGCAGCCACCGCUUGUGUGUCCACGGUGGCGUAUCGAGUACGAACACAUGUACGAAGCUGAAACCGUCGUGGGAGAUGGUGGACGGAGCUCCCGAAGCAAAGAUGGACUCUCUCUUGUGCGACCAAGUUUUCGAAAUUGGAUACUUCUUCAAGUUCAAGGAGCACCUGUCACCAGGAAUGUUUCUUCGAAACGUGCCGAUACCGCUGUUCAAAGCGCUCGACACAGAUGCAUCAUCAAAAGCCGCAGGCGAUCAAGGAGUAGUGCUACCGGCAAUUGAACAUGCGGAUAGCGGGGUGAUCGAAUGGGACACAAACUUUUUUCUUGAAUCCUCCCUCAUAAAAAACCAGCUGAUACAGGCAAUAGCAAGGGGAUGCAAUGUCUUGCCACUUGACAAGCGCCUGUCAGCAGUCAACAAGACUCUGUGCUUCAGAAAAGCCUACUUCGGGGUGCCAGAGCUAAGUGACCAAGAAGCAGCCAAUGUACUGUUGGCAUUUGUAGGGAGGGUCAAGGAAACGCUUGCCGUUCACAAGCCAAAGCCGGAUCCCAAGCGUCAUCCAAGAAUUGGACUGGCAUUACCUCUUUUACACUUAACAGCAAAUUAUGUACUGCCAGAUUACAGACGUACAAUUGCCAAGAAGAUCUCUGGCUUUGCAAAGGCCGUCGAAAUCGACUACAGCCGUUUGUCACUAAAAGAACAGGUGAUGCAGACACAAGACCUUGAUGUGGUGCUUGUAGCUGGCGGCGAUGCAACCUCACUGACCAGUGCCCUUUACCUGCCGCCAUGGGGAGUGGUUGUAAGGCUUAGCGAAGAAACUAGUGGGAAGAAGAAGGAAGACCCCAUCGAAAAUCUUUUAGAAUCACGGGGCGUGCUUCUCACAGUGACUGCACCUCCGGAAGCAAGCAGAAGCCUCAACGACGUACCAGUGUUUGGCGACAACACCAUCUCCAACAUUGAACACGUCUUGCGCAAAGCAGUAGCCAUUGUUCAGCAUAACCUGCAGAAACUCUGACAUUAGCUCUGGAAUUUCUUGUCUUGCACCUACCCAGACAGAUGGCAACAUACGCUCAUGGCAAGACCAGUUAGAUGUGAGAACAACAACACCUGCAUAAUUCAGGGCAGGAGGGGUGGUACCUUGAAACUUCACCCUGUUAGUGUGCAUGGCAUGCAAUUUAAGUGCAGCAAUGUUCCAGAGGCAGUGAAAUAACGCUUACAGCAUACACAGUGGCAUGCAGAAGUUUCCUACAAUAAUUACUAGAGGGAAGUCUGGCACUGCACUUGUUCAGCCACCAUGAGAAUGCUGGGUAGUACAUGCAUUUGACUCAUCUUUGCGCUCGUGGAUUCAGAGGUUCUCGUGGCUUUAUUUAUUACGCUUCAUCUGCCUUAAUUUCCCUAAAUUUCAAAGCAGCCCAUACUUUUCUAACUGCAGAAGACUUGGCAAACAUGCCCAAAUGCUACUAAUUGCAGCAGUUGAGCCCGUCGGGGUCACCAAAUCGAAAUGCGCCAAAUUCAUAAAGGCGUUCUAUGCUGCCUCGUGAUGCAUGCAUUCGUGGUGCAAUUCCUGCUGCAACGUGUGCUUAUUUGCUGAUAGUUUGAAUUCCAGCCUAAUGAACUUGGUAUACUAGUUAGACCAAUACAACCUCAGUGAAUAUUUCACCUUGCUGUGUGGCUUACAGAAGAUCUAAUGGACAGUGGUAGAUAAGGCCCAGUGCUUCAGUUGCGAUAUAUGGUACAUUCCAGCCCUUAUUUCAGCUGCUACACUGAUGUGACACGAGAAAUUGGCCCACUGCAUCCAUGCACUUUUCGAGAAGAAAAACUAAGUUAAAUUUGACAAGACAGCCACCAUUGCACAUAACUUGCUCGACAUGCAUCCAUCCAGUGAGCAACACUGGCAAGAAUGAUAUAGUGCAUUUCGUUUUUCUGGUUUACCAAGUGCACUGCAAAGACUUGGGAGGUUAGCAAUAUUUCCUCUUUUUUUACGACCUGUCGUUCCCGUGCAAUAACCUGUUUCGACAGCCUAGCUAGAACAGCUCUUGCAAUAACAGCACGAACUAAUAUGUAAGCUAAAUCCAUUGCAGUGAGGAUGUCAUUUUAAGUUCUGCACUAGUAUGUGUGCAGUAACAAUAACAUUGUCAUUAAUUUUACAAUGUGUGUGUCCUAACAUUUAUUGAGUGCAAGUAACAGCCUAAGAAGCCAGCAUAUGAUGCCGCCUCCAAGGAAUUAUUGCUUGCCCAUUCACCAUUAGUGUCGCCUUAUUUUCUUACCAUGAUGUGAAUCGCAGAAGUGACACGUGCUUGGUUGCUUUGGACUGCUGAAGCCAAGUUCUCGAAGCAAGUUUCAGUGCCCUGCUUAAAUGAUUAAAUUGGGGUGUUUAACGUCCCAAAACUGCACAGUGGCUUAUGAAGGACACUGUGGUGGAGGGUUCCAUAUUGAUGUUGACCAUGUAUGCUGCAAACUGCAAUAUCAACUGCAACAAUUUUAUACCAGAUAAAAUUAAGCCUAGUUUAGGUAGUAUAGAUGUAGAGGAGCCUGCAUGCAAUAUUUUAUGUUUGAAAUAUGAGUGACUAUGAUGUUGAUGAUGACUAUGAUGACUAUGAUAUAUGAUAUAUGAUAUCAUAUAUGAUAUAUGAUAUGAUGAUAUAUGAUGACUAUGAACACGAGGUCGCGGGAUCGAAUCUCGGCCACGGCGGCCGCAUUUCGAUGGGGGCGAAAUGCGAAAACACCCGUGUACUUAGAUUUAGGUGCACGUUAAAGAACCCCAGGUGGUCGAAAUUUCCGGAGUCCUCCACUACGGCGUGCCUCAUAAUCAGAAAGUGGUUUUGGCAUGUAAAACCCCAUAAUUUAUUUUGAAAUAUGAGUGAAAGCAUCACUUACACGAAAAGCUCACAAAUAUAGCAGUUUUUGAUACAGAAACUGAAAAAAAUGCACAGUCAUUAGCACUUGCCAGAAGUUACGCAUGACCUAGAAUGUGCAUCUUCUUCAAGUGACUUCUGAGGUUAGGCAGCUGUCAGUGACGAGCUGAACAAUCUCGGAGGUGACAUGCCGGGACUUGCGUCAUAGGCGCCAACUACCAGGUUCAUGAGUCUGCUUAGGUGCUGUUUAGAGGCUGCUAAUAAGAAAAUUAUACAAUCACCAGUACUGCAGCUUUGCUUCAGUGGUAUAUACCACUCAUUUAUAACCAAUUAAGCCAAAGUGAGAUUUCGUUGCAGUUGGCCCUCAAUGUAUUCUGCUUCUUUUGGUGCUGUGUAUUCAUGUCACAUUUCAUCCCUAAACCCCCGCAAUGGUGCGGUUUCCGAACUUGACCACUUCAUCUCGGUGAAAUAGGAGUGUUUACUCACAAAUGGGCAUUCUUCUGCAACAUUAAACAAGGUAGAAAUGCUUGCUGCAGUUUUGUUGGCAUCGCACUGAUACUUAAAAAUGUUUCUGCUUGCAGUAGGGCUCAGCUGAAUUUAUAUGCAUAGCUUAAACUUAAAUCUUGAGACUUUUACAUAUAUGUGUUCAUACUGAAAGCCUGACAUAAAAGUGCAUCACUUUUUCACUCGUGCCAGCUAGGUUGAGCAUUCGCCUUGAAACAAACUGCAUGGUGUGUGGUGCCACCGGUCUUUUCCUUAAACCUGAAAGAAGCUUUCUCGUAGGUAAAAUGAAAAAAAGAAUUCGCUGAUGAUUACGAUACUCCCUAAUGAGAAAUUUGAGCGCAGCUCUAUACGCGUUUUCAUUUAGCGAUUUAUUGGCUGGUGCGGACAAUCUGCCUCGUGCGGUACAUCGCAAACGGAAGGAAGCGGUGCAAAUCAAGUGACACUUCAGCACAAUGAUAGCGCCUAGCAGAGUCGGCGAUCGUCAAAAAUCUCAUCUGCGGGUCAAGCGCAGCGGCUUUUAUACAUGACUCGUCGAAGGUUCCAGAAUAAUAGCUGCUGCCUGCAUGGCUUCCAGAAAGUACUAAACAAUUCUAAUCAUGCAUACAGUCGCAUUACAAAAAGCUUUGGUGACAACAGGUAAUGGAGAGAACUAUUGAUAACAUUCGAGAAACUUCUAAAAAAUGUUUAACAUUUUUUGGCUGAUGAAAAGGGGCAACCAUAGACAGAUAAAGAAGUGAACAGAUGACGCGCGGUAUUCAGGCGCCAUCUCGUAGCGAUCGUCGCAGAACACGCCAUGCGUGGCACCAGGCUGCACUACACUUUUCUCUUUCAUCCUUUGCUGUUGUGCUCGUUCACUCGGUUACGCCGCCGGCGCAUGCCGCAGUAAUGGGUCAUUAAGAGCUUCGCACUAAAAAAAAACACUGUUCUCUAUGUUAGGAGCAUACACUGCUGUGACUAUAAACACACUCAAUUUACUAAAGAGCUGGUUAGUUUGUGUGUUUUUUGCCUUUGGAUAAAGUUUUCUGUUUCAUUCUUUGGCUGUCACUUGCUAUGUAUCAAAUGUCGAUCCGAUUGUUUUUACCUCAAGUGUUACGCCUAUGUUUGUGACCACAUUUAGCAUUUUUUUGUUUUUCGUGUCUACACAUCAGCAUAUCUCAGGGAAAGUUUACACCCAUGAUUUUAUGCUCAGACAAGAGAAUACACUUUGUAACUAAGGGACAUCUUUACAGUCCACAUUUCUUUGGGACCAAUUUUAUACAAUGAGCAAUAAAGUAAACUUGUAGACUUCAAA